AUGUCGCCAAUUCUUGUUGUAGAUCAAGAAAAUGCUCAGGAAUUCAAUUCCUUCUCCUUUGAAGGACCUGAAAAAUUGCUUGAGCUUUGGUUUUCAGCUCCGUUCAUUUCUGACUCUGAGAGUGGAAAUACAAAAUUUGGGUUGAAAACUGUAAGUCGUGACUUAUGGGAUGAUAUGCUUAGCCGUGCACAAUGCAAAGUGCUUAGCGUGGCUUCUAGCAAUGAGGUUGAUGCAUACUUAUUGUCUGAAUCUUCUAUGUUUGUUUUUCCUCAUAAAAUCAUUUUAAAGACUUGCGGAACUACAACACUACUGGCUAGUUUACCGCGCUUAUUGGAAAUUGCUUCAAGUAUUGGAUUUACUCGUCCUCUUCGUACAUUUUAUUCGCGGAAAAACUUUUUAUAUCCUGAACGCCAGCUUGCUCCUCAUAAUAGCUGGGAAGAUGAAGUUCGUUACUUGCAACUUUUCUUUCCUGAGGGUUCUUCUUAUGUUGUUGGUCCCACGAACAAAAACCAUUGGUAUUUAUUUUCUGACGUCGCUGAUGAGUCCGAUUUGUUUGAGAGCUCUCUGGAUCCGGAAGACGAAACUUUAGAGGUACUCAUGACAAAUAUGUCGCCUGAACGCUCUUUGCAAUUCUACGCACCUUCCUUAGACGUUGUUCAUCAAUCAAAGGGUGAAAAUUAUAUGAAGCCACAAAACAAUGAUCAACCUGUCCUUUCCACAGGUCAUAUCCUUGGAGCGUAUGUGGCUGAAUUAUCUGGAGUUAAAGAAUUGUGUAGCACUAAGGAUGGAAAAGCCGUGCUUGACGGUUUUCAGUUUGAACCCAUUGGCUUCUCUUCAAAUAUGAUUUAUAAGGACCGCUACGCUACAAUUCAUGUAACUCCUCAAGAUCAUUGUUCUUAUGCUUCUUUUGAAACAAACGUAUCUAAAACCCAAUUUGGUCGCUCUACUAUUGAAACUAUUGAAAAGGCUGUCAAUACUUUUGGAGCAGGUAAUUUCAGUCUCACCCUUUUUCAGGCUAAAGGAUCCGCUCAUGAAAAGCAGCUAUAUGAAAAAUUAAAGCAUUUUAAAUCGUAUAAACGCGAAGAAUUCAUAGUUUACGAUUUCCCUGGGUACGACUUGGUAUUUGCCAGCUUUUCCUCUGUUUAG
This is a messenger RNA of Schizosaccharomyces osmophilus, 1146 nucleotides long. It is a transcript of the gene spe2, whose product is annotated as S-adenosylmethionine decarboxylase proenzyme Spe2. The record is from RefSeq and is a predicted model, not a curated record. The transcript has a single exon. Gene Ontology annotation, biological process: spermine biosynthetic process; spermidine biosynthetic process. Bases 1 to 1146 code for a protein of 381 amino acids. Gene Ontology annotation, molecular function: adenosylmethionine decarboxylase activity. Gene Ontology annotation, cellular component: cytosol. Lineage: Eukaryota; Fungi; Ascomycota; Schizosaccharomycetes; Schizosaccharomycetales; Schizosaccharomycetaceae.